This is a messenger RNA of Cyprinodon variegatus (sheepshead minnow), 3870 nucleotides long. RefSeq names its product collagen alpha-1(XXI) chain-like (gene col21a1). The transcript has 29 exons. Lineage: Eukaryota; Metazoa; Chordata; Actinopteri; Cyprinodontiformes; Cyprinodontidae. The record is from RefSeq and is a predicted model, not a curated record. Bases 191 to 3067 code for a protein of 958 amino acids.
CAGAGACAGAGAGAACGUCUACAAAGGGCAGGCUCUCAUUCAGCUGGGAAACAUGUGCACUUCUUUCCAAGUCCAGUUUCUGUAAACCCAAGGCUGCGAGCAGUAUCGAUCUCAAUGAGAGAAUUACCAGGAUUAUAGCUAAAGGUUUGGACGAUUAAUGGUUCCCUGUUGAAAAAAUCAAGACAGCUGUAUGAUGGUUUACAAAGUAUCCUCCAUGAACUGGAUCCUAAGUUGCCUGAGCUUUGUGCUUCUAUCUUUGAUCAGUGCAGCUCAAAAUGAAGACUUAAGAAGCUGCCGGACCGCACCAUCUGAUCUAGUCUUCAUUUUAGAUGGCUCAUGGAGCGUUGUAGAUAUCAACUUUGAAAUUGUAAAGGGAUGGCUUGUCAACAUAACAACCAGCUUCAACAUUGGACAGAAGUUUACUCAGGUUGGUGUGGUCCAGUAUAGUGACGACCCAGUUUUAGAAAUACCUCUGGGGAAGUUCUCCUCAAAGAAAGACCUCAUCAGAGCGAUGGAGAAUAUAGAGUACAUGGGAGGAAACACAAGGACAGGGACAGCCAUCAAGUUUGCAACUGAUAAGUUGUUUGGACUUUCUGAACGGGGUCCAGCAGGAAUUUCGAGAAUUGCUGUUGUCCUCACAGAUGGGAAAUCUCAAGAUGAGGUCCUGAAAGCAGCUGAGGCAGCAAGAAAAAAAGGGGUGAUUCUCUUUGCAAUUGGAGUUGGACCCGAGACAGAGCAGGAUGAGUUGAGGGACAUUGCAAAUAAACCUUCUUCAACGUACGUGUUCUCUGUUGAGGACUAUAAAGCAAUUUCCAGGAUUAUACAGGUCAUACGCCAGAAACUAUGUGAAGAAACUGUUUGUCCAGCAAAAAUUCCAACAGAUUCACGGGAUGAGAAGGGCUUUGAUAUUCUCUUAAAUUUAAAUUUGGCUAAAAAAGCAAAAAAGACACAAGGAUCUCUUUUUGUUAAUAAGGCAUAUGAAGUCACAUCUGCUGUUGACUUGAGUGAGGCUACAAGGAGCCUUUUUCCUGAUGGUCUCCCCCCAUCAUAUGUGUUUGUGGCUACAUUGAGGUAUAAAGGAUCUGUAGCCACAGAGAAGUGGGACCUGUGGAGAAUACAGACCCUUGACGGAGAGCCUCAGAUGGCAGUCACUCUUGAUGGUCUAGAUAAUACUGUCAUGUUCACGACAACCAGCAAUGCACCAAGCGGAAUUCAAACUGUUAAAUUUUCACAGCAGACAGCAAGGAUGCUGUUUGAUGAAAAAUGGCACCAGCUGCGGCUACUGGUAACUGAAGAGGAUGUAACUCUUUAUGUUGACAACAUGGAAAUUGAAACACAACCACUUGAGCCCUCUGUUGGGAUUUUCAUCAAUGGAAAAACCCAAGUUGGAAAAUAUGUAAAUAAGGAAGCAACUGUACCGUUUGAAAUUCAGAAACUUCGCAUUUACUGUGACCCUGCGCAGAACAUGAGAGAGACUGCGUGUGAAAUACCUGGAGUUUGCUCCAACAGUCCUCCUUAUGUUGAACCAACACAAGAACCUUGUGCCUGUCCUCCCGGACCUCCCGGACCACCAGGGACAACAGGGGAAAAGGGAAGCACUGGUAUGCCUGGUCAGCCUGGAGCUGCUGGUGCUGAUGGUAAGCCUGGUACUCCUGGUCUUAGAGGAAUUCCUGGGAUUCCUGGUCAACCAGGACUGAAGGGGACACGCGGAGCUGAUGGAUACAAGGGUGAGCCAGGAAGACCAGGUGUUUCGGGUGAGAGGGGUUUGCCUGGAUUACCUGGACUGCCUGGACAGCAAGGAGAGAAGGGGUCAAUGGGAUUACCAGGGACCACAGGGUUACCUGGUAUGCCUGGUCAUUUGGGGGGGAAAGGAAGUAUAGGACCUCCCGGACCACCUGGUUUCCCUGGAACGCCUGGUUUCCCUGGGAGAGAUGGAAAAGAUGGAAUUCAUGGAAUUCCCGGUCAAAAGGGUGAAGUUGGAGCCAUUGGUAAUCCUGGUUUUGACGGGAGGCAAGGUCAUCCUGGUGUUCCUGGUUUGCCAGGAAAUGUAGGCUUGAAAGGAGAAAAGGGGGAAACUGGUGAGCCUGGAUCAAAGGGCAUCAAAGGAUCAGAUGGCCUACAUGGGGAAAUUGGCUUGCCUGGUGAACCUGGUAUGAGGGGACCAAUAGGACCCAAGGGCAUCAAGGGUGACAGGGGAAAUCAAGGAAUAAGAGGAUCACCCGGGCUUAUGGGCAAUGCAGGAGAACCAGGUUCACCAGGUCUGCCAGGACACCCAGGCAUGCCAGGCCAGAGGGGAAGCAAGGGAGAAAGGGGAAGUACAGGUGAAACGGGAGCAAUGGGGAUAAAAGGUGAUCAAGGAGAACAUGGACAACCAGGAGUUCCAGGGUCACCUGGUCCAAUGGGAUUGAAGGGAGAGAAAGGGAUAGCAGGGGAUCCAGGACAGAGAGGACCAGAAGGUCAAACUGGGCGGCCUGGACAACCAGGUCGGUCUGGCCCAACUGGUCCACAAGGGAUCCGAGGGGACACAGGCCCACCUGGACCACCUGGACCUGAAGGCAGAUCUACAAGUGCAAUGUCAGAUAGUCACAUCCGGCAAAUCUGCAGAGACAUUCUGAGAAGUGAGCUGCCUUUAUUAAUGCUAAGCAACCAGCAGAGUAGCUGUUCAAGAUGUCAAGGUCAACCUGGAUCUCCUGGUCCACAAGGUCCAGCUGGUCCCCAGGGUCUUCGAGGUCUUCCAGGGCUUAGUGGUUCCAGAGGACACCCAGGUCGUCCAGGGCGUCCUGGGAUUAUCGGGCUCAAAGGAGAACCGGGUUACAAAGGUGAGAAGGGGAACCCUGGUCAAGUAAUGGUUGGAGACCAGGGACCUCCUGGGCCUCCAGGGCCCAUUGGUCCCCAAGGGUACAGCAAAACAGGCCCUCCUGGUAAGCCUGGGCUUCCUGGUCAAAAUGGAGCAGAGGGUAAACCAGGUAAUCCUGGCGUUCCGGGCCAGCCCGGGGUAUGUGACCCAUCACUGUGCUACGCUAGCAUGAUGAGAAGGAGUUCAUUCAGCAAAGGCCCAAACUAUUGACAUAUUGAAAUGUCAUGAACAUCUCCAAUCUACAGCUGAUGUGGAACAAACAGCCAUUCUCAGGAAGAUUUCAUCUCUACAGUUUAUCUUUGACUUUGAAACUAAAAGUACCUCCUCUGACAUUUUGUGUGCUUACAUUCAACAUUAUUGUAUUUUUUAACAUGCAUAUUGAAUAUAAUUAAGAUUAUUGUUAUUUUUUUGUCUUUUAACAUUUUUUGAGGUUUUCGGGAUGUUAUGAGAUCAGAAAAUUGGCUCCUUUGAAUACCUCCAUCUGAGAACCUUGAAAUCUUGUGUCAUUGUGGCUGGUACACUUCCCUAUAGUGCCCCCUUGUGUUUCUUUAGUGCAUGAUGCUCCUAACUAAAUUCACUGCUCAGACAGUGAACCUCACAGACUGCAAAGUUUUUAAUUUUUUUUUUUUUACAUGAUUUCAUUUUUUUUCUCUUUUGUUAUAAUCAACAUUUUCUGUAAAGUUGGCAUGUGAAGAUUUUUUUUCUUUCGUACUGAUGGUGAACUUUUCUUUUAAUCUUUCCAAGCAGGUAUUGAAUAACCUGAGAUAACAUAGCACUGUCCCCAACAGUCUUUAAAAGACCUUACUCUUCAUAUUUAGGAUGGAAAUCUUAGAAAGAUUUCUCAUGUAGAAAUUUCAACACUCACCAGGAUUAUUUGUAAUUGUUCCAUUAGGUAUUUUGUUGUUAUUUAUAAGAGUCAUAUGUGUGCAUUGAAGCAGUAAAGCAUCUUUAACAAUUGUGUUAAUGUUAUGAUUUUAUGACCUUUGUAUUUUUUUUCUGUCAUCUUUUAUAAA